Aplysia californica (California sea hare) is the source of this 3260-nucleotide messenger RNA. RefSeq names its product fanconi-associated nuclease 1. Gene Ontology annotation, biological process: interstrand cross-link repair. The transcript has 14 exons. Gene Ontology annotation, molecular function: 5'-flap endonuclease activity; 5'-3' exonuclease activity; flap-structured DNA binding. Lineage: Eukaryota; Metazoa; Mollusca; Gastropoda; Aplysiida; Aplysiidae. Gene Ontology annotation, cellular component: nucleus. The record is from RefSeq and is a predicted model, not a curated record. The coding region runs from base 34 to 2865 and encodes 943 amino acids.
AUUUUAUUUACUUUUUCUUUCACAGCUCCAGAAAUGAGUAUGAAAGGGAAGAAGAAGUCAAAACUUUCUCUUUCAAAGAGUAAACGUGAUGAUGAUGAUAAAGUGCAGACUAUCUCUGACAUGUUCAGAAAACAGAAGACUGAAAAUGUGAAAAAAUUGAGUAAAUUUUCUGCUGCUUUGGAUGCUAAUGAAGACGAUGAUGUGAUUUGUGUGGAAGACGAAGAUGAAUGUGUUUCUCCUUACUUCAAGAAAAAGACAAUCUCAAAGGAUGAAGAGGGUACAUCUUCUUCCAAGCUCACAACCAAAAAGGUCAUGUCUUUGGAAAAACGUCUCCAAAUGGACUCUAAUAAAUCUGCUUCAUCUGUGGCAUAUUCUGAAAGUGAUAGAAAAACGAUCCCCAGCAUUUCAGGUGUAAAGAAAGAUGUGACUGUGUCUGAUGAUUUUGAAGCAAGUGAAAAGUUAAGUGAUUCUGUAGUGACAGCCUCUGCUGAGAGAAAGAGCAAUAAAAUGAGAUUGUCUCUGGGAAAAAGAAACCGAGAAACUGAUUCUGAAGAGUUCUUUCCUUCUUCUGUGAAACUUGUGAAAAAUAACGAUGGUCAGACAGCUAGCACUACUGAGAAGAGUGUUAUUAUAGACGAGGGUAAAGAGAAAUUUGUUGAAUAUAACAGUGUCAACAUUGACCCAGUUUCAGUUCAGACGCUGAGCUCACAAUGUAGCAAAUCAUCGAAUGAAAACAGUAAAGUAUCUUCACCUAUGGCUUCUCAUGAUGAAUCUGUUUCAGUCGAUAAUGCAAAAGGGUCUGCGCCAGUUGAUGAUGCAAAAAGAUCUGCUCUGCUCUCAAAGUCAAAUAAUGAUGAGAGAAAGGAAGAAAGAGAAGAAGGUGAAGAAGACUCUACAAAGGAGAUGUCAUACAGAUUGCCUUACUACCUCGAAAACUUUGAGACAAUUCUCAAGUCAGUGAUGGAAGAUGAUAGUAACUAUGAUCUCUUCAAUAAGGAGGAUAAGGAGACCAUAGAAUCUUACCAUUGUCUUUCAGAGGCAGCCAAAAAACUGUAUAUAAGGAUGUUUAGCCGCAAAUUGAACUGGAUCCCUUUGUCAAAGUUGAAGUACCCAGAAAUUGCAGAAGAUUUGACUUCUUCCCUGAAGGAGCUGGCUGCAGUCAAAUUUAUUGACAGUGAUGAGAACUUGACUGACCUGGGAGACUUACUGCAUGCUCUGAGUGCUGGAGACAUAAAGAGCCUAGCCAAAUCUUAUCAUGUGGCAUCUACAGUAACACAGAAAGGUCAACAAGUGCAGGAGCUGAUCAAGAAGUCUCAGCAGAGUACUAUCAGCUCUAUGUUUGGAGCCAAGAAAGGAGGUGUGGCAGAUGCCAUGAUGAAAAAAGCCAAACAGUUUAUCAGUGGUAUCUACCGUCUACGGUCAGAAGUAAGGGCCGUAUUUAUGCGAACAAUGAUGCUCUACUCGCUGUUAGAUACCUCGGGUGAUGAGGAAAAUGGAAGUGGAGGCCAGGGACAGCUGUUUCACAUGCUAAUGGUGAACAUGGGCAAGAUGGUUUAUCCCAGCUAUGUUGUAAAGAAAGACCAUCGGAUCUUCAGUGGGAGAGAAGACGUCAUUAGAUUUGAGCAAGCGCUUCAGCUGGAGUCUGAUCUAAUGAAUUGCACCAUGUCAGGCAAAUGGGCUGAUGCCUAUUCGGUAUACCAAAAGGUUGUGCUCAUGUGGAAGGAGCUGGAAAGUGAUGAAAGCAUCGUUCAGUGGAAUGAAAAUUUGCCGGAUUUCCUGCGCCCGUUUUCAGCUACUUCUGUCAUCUACCGUUUGUUGAACACUGGCAUCGACAUUUUGCAGCGACGCAAGGAGUUUCCGGAAGCUGUUGAGCUGUUGCGCAAACUACUGUCCCAGACCACGUUUUGCUGUGCAUACCGUGGAUAUUGGUGGGAACGGUUGGCUCUUAACCUUGAUGCUCAUCUUAAACAACCAUUAGAGUCUCUGGAGGCAAUUGCGGAAGGACUUGCGGAUAGUUACGUGAAAGUUGGUCACAGGCUGGCGAUAUACCAAAGAGCCGAGGCCAUCUGCCAAAGAGCUAAGCUCAAGGUCAAGGAUCGCUUACAAGAAUUUCACCAUGAGCCCGUAGCAGAAAUGCCCAAAGUGUAUCUGGAGGGUCGUGUGGUGCAUCAGGGCAUCAGCACAACAGGUACGAGGUUCCUUCUGGGCGAGUGCCUGGCCGGAGGGGAUGCUGAAGACAUGACCGUGGGCGGGGUGGAAGAGUUUGUGCUGGAUCACUACAGCAGGAAUGGUUUUCCUUCCGGUAUUCAUGCGGAGGGAUCGGUCAUCAGUUGUCUGUUUGCACUUUACUUUUGGGACAUUCUGUUCUGUGAGGUUCCAGAUGCCUUUCACAGUCCCUUCCAGGCUCAGCCAUUGGACUUCUACACCUUGGGCUUCUACACACGUCGGAAAGAGGCGAUAGAUGAAAGACUCAGCACUCUAGAAAACAGUUCCAUUGAGGAGCUGCAUAAGACGGUGGAGGAUGCCUGGGCCGAGCAUGAGGGUGUUCUGUGUACAGGCAUGAACUGGGAGAAGUGGAGGAGUGUUGACUUUGUCAAGAGUUUGGUGUCGUGCAUGGGAGGAAAAGUUCUGAGUGGCAUCACCGGCCGCUUCGCGCGAUGUACACGACACACUCGCAGUGGCUUUCCAGAUCUCACACUGUGGAACGUGGAUACCGGAGCACUGAAGAUCUGUGAAGUGAAGGGUCCAGGUGACCGGCUGUCACACAAGCAAAUCUUGUGGAUUGACCACCUGCUGGAGCUGGGUGUGGAUGCCGAGGUGUGCCAUGUGAAAGCUGUUGCAGCAAAGAAACUGAAGCCAGUGUAACGCAGGAGGGCUGACAGCAUCAUUAUGAAUUUGGCAGAAUCAUUACAAUUUUUAUUCAAUUUUACAAAAAUACAAUUUAUAAUACCUCUGAAUCCAAUUUUUUUAAACUUCUGCUACCCAAGCCCAUUGCCUACCUUCCAAGUAAAUUAAAUAAGGGAAGAAAGACUGCUAGAACUGGACAGUAUGUUACUACGUCACAUGCAGCUGUCUAACUUUGACUUCCUCUUUGCAUUGUUGAGCACUUGCAGUCGCUCAGUAGCCUACCCCUUUGCCCUUAGAAAACCAUUAGACUUUAGAAGUGCCAAAACCAAGAGUAAAACUAGGUAGCGUAAACACGGCCUCGCGGGCACUCGCGGCCUUCCGACCGCAUGGUAUCGGUGAAAUCGGGGUAAUUC